AUCCCAGUGGAAGGAAAGGCAACGUUUAACCUUUGAAAAGUGGAGUACGUUAAGGCCCUUUAUGGUUAACCAGAUGUUAUCAUCACAGAGGCCUAAACAGGGACUAUGCCAACACUGUGGACAAAAGCUUGCAGUAGUGACAUGCAGAGAUUGUUUGCCAAGACCACUUUACUGCACUGCGUGUGAUAUUGCAAUACAUGAGUCUAUGGUACUCCAUAACAGAACUUCUAUGAUAGAGGGUUUUUUUAGGCCAUUGUCACCUUCCACAUACAUCAAGGAAGACGAGGGAGGAAAAUUCUCCUACCAUGAAAAAGAGUGUUACUUACCAAUCAGGCUUCCUCACUGCGAUUGUUCCUAUGGACAAACAAGUGUUUCUCCAGGAAAGCAAGUAAUUUUGAUUGGAAUGAACGGUCGUUACAAUCUGUCCCUUCCAUGUGUCAGCUGCCCCUGCGGAAAGUCCUGGUCACUGGACAUAGGUGAUCUCGUUGACAGUGGUUAUUGGCCAGCCACAGCCAACUUUGACACUUUGUACACUGUGGAUUUGUUCAGUACAUUUGAGGAUCUCAAGAUCACUGCCCCAGGAAUGUCACGGCAAGCUUUUGUUAGCAUGCUAGAACACCGCACAAAAGUCUUUGGUCGGGUGAGUACAAGAUGUUGUUGAAGAAAACAACCAAGAUUGCUGAGAUGGUGCAAGUUUAUUGGAGUUGAAUGCAGGGAUGGGUCCCAGACAAAGUCAGAAAGGAAGGAACAAAGGGGUGACCCCUAGGUAGUAUGAUCAAGCAGGCAGAAAGAUCAAGGUUCUAGUCAGCAGGGGAGCAUACACCGGAGGAAACAACAUUUGGCUAGGUAUUGGCCAGACAUGUAAUGGCAAAUGUCCCCUCGUAUGUAAUUUUUCUUUUUCAAUGCGACGAUUUUCAAAUGUAUUGAUCUAAUUUUAUCAUGGCCUUACUUUUACGUUUUCCUUUUAGAGCGGCCAGAUAUGUGGGGAUACUAUGCAGAAGGCAUUUCUGGAAUGGAUCUAUGCCAAAUUUGAAGUGGAAAGGAUGUCUCUGGUGCAGCAUUUUCAGUGCCCUGCAUGCACACCCUCCAUGCUGGCUGUUGCAGUGGAUGGGAACCGAAAACUUUACCGCUUUAAGAGCCAACCGGGACCGAAUGGAUUUUUUGAUGGAGUGUUUCUGGCCAAGGAUGCUGAAGUGUCCUCCUUUGUUGACUACAUCCAUGGGACAACCAAACAUAAUCCUGCGAAAGCAAGAUGUGGUGCAGGUCAAUGGGUGGCAGCACGAGAGUCUGCGAGUAAGUCAGCAAGCAAAUUGGAUGAGGAAGGCGUGGAAGUUGCUGUCUGCCGUCACGGGGUCUUGCUCAAAGGACUGAAUAUGUUCCGUGGGGAAAUAUUUGCAUACCCAUUAUAUCUCCAGAAACAGUUGAAUUCACAGACUGUGAAGUAUUUUUGCUCAGAUGUAGUGUGCAAAUACUGGCCAUAUCUGGAGAGGGUGGUCCGUUUCUGCCCAGAGCUACAAGACCUGUUGAACAUGCGCCCAUUUCUUUCGAUUAUGCAUGCUAAAGCGCAUUCAUGGACGUGUGAGUUGAAGUGGGGAGGACGUAACCAGGAAGGAGCUGGUACAACCUUAGGAGAAGAAGUUGAACAAGUAAACAGUUUCCUUUCUCGAGCAGCCUUAUGUUCUAAGUUCAUGGCAAAAGCAGUUCGCACAGACAUGCUUACCAUCCAGGCAAGUGGCUGGAACAAGCGGAAGGCAGAACACCUUGACCGGACAUUAGCAAAAAGAUACAUCAAGACUGUACAGAGGAUUCCAGAUGCAUCAACAGAUCUUAAACAACUUACCACCGAGUUGGCUAUUCAGGAAGACACAGUACAGCAAUGGGUGUGUGAUGUUCAGCAGUGGACAACAGGAGCAACUGUUCCAAAUGACAGCCGACAGAAUACUAUUGAAGGACUCUAUCUGAGCAUCAAGCAGCGAAAGUUUCAUCUCUAUCGUCAGACAGUUGGCAGUAAGCAGAGACAUAAAUUGAGGAAAAAGAUUGCGGCAGAAAAGAUAGCUUUGGACGAGGCCAUUGCUGACUACAACACUGUUGUGGGGGAUGCUGACAAACUCCCUCCUCCUGACGAGCUCUUGGUCAAAGAAAACUUCUCCUGGCCAUGGCAAUGUCACAGUGAUAUGAUCGAGAAAAAAAAAGUCUAUGACAAAGUAAUGCUGCUGGAUAGACUUAAGGAAGAAGCCGUAAUUGUGGUUCAGGAAAUUAAGCAGCACUGGGAGUACAUGCGGAGCAUGGCUAGAAAGAUUGAAGAUCUUUCCUCCCAGCUCUCUGAAGGAAUCACAGGUCAAAGCAGCACUGAAGCAUUGACAGAGAGUGGACGUGAGGGACUACUCUGCAUAUUAAAAAGAAGACUGUGUGAAGUUCAAGCACAGCAGACUUCAGCACGCGCAACAUAUCUGCAUAUCCUGGGACAACACAUGGUGUCUUUGGAUGACUCUUCCUCUGAGGAAGAAAACUUGGAUAGUAGCUCGUCAACAGAUGAAGACUAAUGGGAGCCAUCGUUGGGCUCAUUCUGGAGAACACUGCAGUCUGACGCUGUACCUGCAGAGUCCACACCAACGUGCUCUCCAUUGUAAAUGUCUGCAAUUGUUAUAUGGUUUGUGCAUACUGUGUGUUCCUAUAUAAAAUAAAUGACUUUAAUUUCCACUAUUGUGACAUUUUCUUGCACUACAUUACAUUAUUUAACCUGUAAAGAUAAACUGUACAUUUAAUGCACAGUAUAGAAUACACAGUUACAGAUGUUUGAGAGUCACCCUUCUUAAUCUGAAUUAUGUGUAAUAACAGGAUGGCUG
Messenger RNA from Pungitius pungitius (ninespine stickleback), 2846 nucleotides. RefSeq lists its product as uncharacterized. The coding region runs from base 993 to 2543 and encodes 516 amino acids. The record is from RefSeq and is a predicted model, not a curated record. NCBI's taxonomy places the organism in Eukaryota, Metazoa, Chordata, Actinopteri, Perciformes, Gasterosteidae. The transcript has 12 exons.